Gymnodraco acuticeps is the source of this 4183-nucleotide messenger RNA. RefSeq lists its product as uncharacterized. The record is from RefSeq and is a predicted model, not a curated record. Bases 199 to 3408 code for a protein of 1069 amino acids. Lineage: Eukaryota; Metazoa; Chordata; Actinopteri; Perciformes; Bathydraconidae. The transcript is spliced from 25 exons. Gene Ontology annotation, molecular function: ubiquitin-protein transferase activity. Gene Ontology annotation, biological process: protein ubiquitination.
GUCUAAAGAGAUAAAAAGAAAGAAUAUAGCUUUACAUUCCGAUGUUGUGCCGUGAACUACGGCACAACACCAGAUUACCCGACACGCGCUUCGGUUGGCACAGCACGUGACAUUACUGCCAUUUGCUGCUAAAAGCACAUGGCGGAUUCUCCUGGUGGUGAUUUCUGCGGUAACUGAGGAUCAUCGACCUUCAGUGAGAUGGAUGCAAUACUCAACACACUUAAGCAGUUCAGACUGGAGUCUUACUGCAACCAGUUGGUCCAGUUGGGCGUGAAGGAAACAAGAGAUUUCCUGGACAGUGUUACAGAUGAAGAUCUGGACAACAUGGGUUUGAGUCAUGUUGAGAAGAACCGCUUUUCAGCAAUGAAAACCUCCAUUCAAAGAGCCAAGGAGCACCAGGUUCAAACUGGGACGCCUGUACAAAAAUCCAUGGAGUCGUUCUAUCUGAAGUACACAUUCCCCAAAUGUCGUAAACCAAAAACAAUUAAAGAUAUGGAUCCAGCCAAAACCACAGUUGAGGAUCUGAUGAUGAGGAUUUGCCAUCUUGAAAGUGUUGGUAAAUCCGAAGGAGUCUGUCUCUACACCAUCGAUGGGAUGCCCUUGACAGAUGACCCCUUCUUCAACACAUGGUCCUUGAAAGACAGACAUAUUGAAAAUGGAGCUGUGAUGUAUGCCAUGUUUACACCAAAGGACAACCUGAAACAGUUUCCUCUAACACCAAAGCGAGAGGUUGUUGAAACCUAUGGAAGCAAUAUGGUUCGAUGCCACAUCAUGCUCAAGGGAGACUUUGAGUUGAAGGUGAAGUUGGCAAGUGACACAAUAACAAAUCUGAUACUCAAGCUGGCAAAUAAAAGUGGAAUCCCAGCACAUGUUCUUCAUUACAAAGGUCGACGUGGUGGUGACACUCUGGAGAGUUGUGGGAUCUCUGAAGGGUCAACCGUUAACUUCUCUUUGUCCUCAUUUCCUGACGAGACUUCAUACGACGAGACGUUCUUCAUUUAUGAUUUUUUGCCUUCAAUCCCACAAACCCAGAAAGGAAUCAGUGUGUUCUUGUCUUCAGUGUAUGCUGUUAAACAUAAUUAUAAGACGAAGCAACUGCAGAAACUGAUUGCCUACAUACGGAAACUGACUGGAUGUCACCCUCUCGCCCAAAGUCUGCAUCAGUUGUUCUGCAGGAAUGAAAGACUAACCAGGAACCAGAAGAUUGCAGUGGUAGAAGGCUUGUACCUCCUCUUCAGAGAGCUACUUCCUCAGCGUGGAAGACCACAAGGAGAGAAUCUCAUUAAGGACCUGGAUGUCUUUGAGAACUCUCUGUACUGCUGGGCACAUCUCCUAUCAGAAGCAAAGAAACAAUCAGGAUACCCUGAGAACUUUGCACCAAUCACUCUGACGUCUGAAGAUGGCAGCCGCUUCUCUGAACCAGUCAGAGUACCUGGAGUACCCGGAGCCUACGAACGAUCUUAUGUUCGGCAGAAAAUCCAAGAUGGAGAGCAAAUUCCUAAUUGCACUGAAAAGGUUUUGCAAAAGAAGUCGGUGAAGAGAGCCUUUGACAUUGAGAGAGUUCUGCUCAGUCUGCCUCCAUCCAUCAGAACCUACCCUCUUUGGAUUCACCCUGACAAGACGGCUGGACCGAACUUUAAGAUCAACAAUGAGAAGACUUUUGGAAGUAUGGUGGAAGAAUUAAAAUCUCCCGACCAUCAAUACCUCAAUGUGACCCCACCUCUGCGUUUGAAGGAUCUAGGACUGUGUGAAGGACGCCUUGUUCUACUGAGUGAAGACAACAUUGGCGUGAGUGUGAAUGUGGGCAAAGCUUGCCCUGCAACUAUCAACGUUCUUGAUUGUUUGGUUGGCAAAUGCACAACACUGGAUGUGAAUGUGCUGGCAGCCAGGACUGGUGACCAUGGUGAUGGUCGGACAUUUGUCACAACCAGGACUCCAAAAGAGGCUAUACUGGUGCUGAUAGACACAAGCUCCUCCAUGGAGGAAGAGUGCUAUGCAAGUGCAGAAAUACAGAAGAUCCACGCUGUGAAAGAGCUCUUUGACAACUUCGCUACGAGGACCAUGGCUUAUGAUUUUUGUCACAUCAUCGGUCUUGUGAAGUUCGACUCCCUGGUGAAAAUUCUUCACACAUUCACAGAAAAUCUGGAGACGUUCAAGGAACACAUGCGCAACAUUGAAGCAAGUGGAUGCACUCUGCUGUACGACGCUCUGCGACGGGGGGCGUCUGAGCUGGAAGAGGUCAAGACGAGGUUUCCAGAUUGUAGACUCCGCAUCAUGUGUCUUACUGAUGGAAAUGAUUCUGGAUCCUGCAUCGAGCCAGAUGCAGUUACAGCCAAACUGCUGAAAUCUAACAUCGUUGUUGACUCAAUCCUUCUUGGAAAUGUGGAAAAUAACAUGCUGCAUGGAAUCAGCAAUGCAACAGGUGGUUGCUGUUUCAAACCAAAGACAACCAAAGACGGUCUGAAGCUCUUUGAGAUUGAGACGGUUCUGUCAUUGGAGCAGAGGAAACUCAAGGAAACACUUGACCCCUCUUCCAUCAGCAAGCAUUGCCUGACACAAUUCUUUGCUACUCGUGGGUAUGACGAAUGUCCAGAGACAUCCUUGCCAAGUCAGAUCAACAGCAAAGUGACAGCGACUCAGAGUGCUCUCAAAAAGAAGAUUAAGGAGUCCUGGAAGAAGACGCUUUUGGAGAAGGACAAGCGUGUGCUGGAGGAGCUGAAGAGCCUGCACUGUAACCCUCAUCCCUUCUUCAGAGUCUUCCCAUCAGAGUCAGACUUCAUGUUCUGGAGGAUUCUCAUGCAGGGCCCUCCUGACACACCGUAUAAGAAAGGCGUGUUUGAGCUGUACUGCCAGUUUGGUCCUGACUACCCAGCCAAGCCUCCACUCGUCCGCUUUGUCACACCCGUGUACCACUGCAAUGUCAACAGUGUGGGUCGCAUCUGCCACAACUUAUUUGACCGCAACUACAACGCCCACAUCACCAUGAGAGAGAUCCUAGAAGCUGUGUACGGACUGCUGAUCAGCCCUGAGCCUGAGGACCCACUGGACAGCAUUUUGGCUGAAGAAUUCCUGACGAGCCGGGAGACCUAUCAACGAGAGGCUGAGAAACACACAGAGAAAACUGCAGGAAAGUCCCUGGAUGACAUGGACAAAAACCUGGUGGAGCCUGUUCCACAGUUCAUACCCCGACAUCUGAUCUGUCCACUCACCAAGAAGAUGUUUGUUGAUCCUGUGAAAACGGCGUAUGGCACAGUGUAUGAACGCAAGGCCAUUGAGGAACAUCUGAAGAGACACCAUUACGAUCCGUUGGCGGGCCCAGGAAAUGAGCUUGAAAUGAACAACAUCAGAGCCGACCAGGACAUGAAGAAAAGGGUGAUGGAUCAUCGCUCUCGGCAAAUUAGGUUCUAGGUUACAAUAGUGUACCUCAAGUCAAGUUCACAUAUAAAAGGAACCCAGUUACUUUCUUUUUAUCGAUAGUUCCUUUUUGGCGCUUUAUUCAUCCUGUUUAUUGGGAAAGUUUGCAUGUUAUAUCACUCCCUUCCUGACAUCACUUUCCAUAUUGUUUUUAUGCGUGUUUGGGGUUAACUUUUGAUUGUACAAUGUCCUUUUUUCACAGUUUUAUUACUAAACUUUGUUGUCAAUAAAAAGCAUGUUAUAGAGUAUAUUUAAUUCAGUUCAUUGCAUUUGUCUUACUAUUGAUAGAAGAAUAAUCAAGUUGUCAUCGUGCAUUUAAAAGCUUUGAAAAAAUGUAUUAUUGUCUGAAUUUGGCUGAAUUUUGAGCCUUCUGUUUGACAUGCCUUCCAUAGACAAUCGCCACCUCCUUGAGGACAUCACCCAACAACAAAACCUUGUAGCCAUAGGCAUCUAUACGGAAAACAAACAGUUCAUUACUGCCCCCAAUAUACCACUUGAGGGCGCCACAAGUCAGACACAGUGUUCAAGAGACACAGACAGCUGGAUAUAAUCAACAAGUUUUUCCAUGCAGUCCCUCCAACAAGGGUGUCAAGUACGUAAAGCUGUUCUGUGAAAGUUAUAUAUCUGAAUAUAUUUACACAGUAGUAAGACAUCAGACUCACAAUUAUAUUUGGUAGCAUGAUUCCUUGUCGGUUGCAUACAUUGAUUUACUUUUCACAGUAGUGUCUGCAUCCAUACAAAUAAACUCAGUUAUUGACAACAAGGAAAA